Molecule: messenger RNA, 3213 nt
Organism: Amphibalanus amphitrite
Lineage: Eukaryota; Metazoa; Arthropoda; Thecostraca; Balanomorpha; Balanidae
Product: targeting protein for Xklp2 homolog
Exons: 13
Coding region: 226-2703 (825 amino acids)
Biological process (GO): regulation of mitotic spindle organization; activation of protein kinase activity
Cellular component (GO): microtubule; spindle
Source: RefSeq, a predicted model, not a curated record
CACCUUGGGAGCGUUUCGCCGUUUCAAUUUGUCGUUCGUGAGGGGUGGAUAAAGGUGUUGUUUAGAGAGUUUUGUGUCUUUCUUACUUAUUUUCAUAGCUCUGACCAGAAGAGUGUUCAGCCGCUUCAAAUAUAGAUCAGGAAGGACCAAGGCCAACAACUUCGACUUCAACUUCUUGGUUCUUCGACGACGGCCUUCGACCCAAUUUCAAUUUGCCGCGUCACGAUGGAUGGGGAUCUGGAUUUAAACUUCGAUGCCCCAAUGUACAUUGAUUUUACCAAUUUUAAUGCUGACGAAUAUGAAAACUCAGAUGCAGAAGCCUACUUUGAGGUUGAUCAUGAAGCCAAUGCAGCAAUGGCCUCUCAGAACACCAAGCGGGAGGCUGCUCCAAUGAAGCAGGAGGCUGCACCUAGCCAGGAGCUGGUGCAGAGAAGCCAUGCUCCAGCUCUGAAGGAGAAUAUCCGAUCAGUGCCCAAGAACCUGGUGAUGGGCGUGCAGACGCUGGUCCGCUCCGGUGCCGGUCAGACUCGGCCGGCCGGUCUGCGGGACGUGACCAACUCGCCGGGGCCGCGGACCAGGGCGCCGCUGAAGCGCGCUGCCACCGUCGACUCGCAAGACGAGCCCACGGUGGAGGAACCGUGCGCCAAACAGUCGCGUCCCCAGUCGGAGCCUCGCUCGCCGCCGGCCACCGAGCACCGGGCCAUGCCCGAGGGUAAGGACUCGACGCCGACCGUCCGGCCCCGCUCCCGGCUGCCGUCGUCGCGCGGCCGCGGACGCAGCGUCGACACGGCGCCAACCCGCGCCUCGCCGCGGCUGGCGGCGCGCCGCGCACCGACCCCCGAGCCGCCGCCGCCGGCGGUCCGCGCCUCUGGCCGGCAGCGCGUGGCUGCGCCCACGCCGCUGGUGCCGCCGCGACGACCCACGCCCAUCGCGGGCGGGCGGCGCCGCACGCCGGCCAGCUCGCCGGCGCCAGCCACGAGCCGCCGCACGCCCGCCACCGGACAGCCGGCAGCGACGCGGAGGACGCCCUCUACUGGCGCUGCCGCGUCCCGACGCGCCCCCUCCUCCACCUCUCGGCGACGCAGUCUCAGUCAGAACGACGCCGCCCGGAUGGCUGCUGGCGGCGGGCCGCCUAACCUCGUGGUGGCCGAGACGCCCAAUGUGCUGAGGCGUGGCCUGCAGCUGCGUUCGGCCGCUCGCGCCGCCGCCGAGAAGGCCGUCAAAGACGAGCAGCAGGCACGGCUUGACUCACUCCGUCGGCAAAUGGCAGACUACAAGAAAAAGGCGGCCGAGGCCAAACAGCCGGUGCGUCCCCGGGUGGCGGCCGUGAAGCCGCCCACCCGACCCCAGCCGUUCCACCUGCACGACGAGCGGAGCGCCGCCGGGCCGGUCGGCGGCCGGCCCGUCACAGAGUUCCGGUCCACGGCUCAGCUCAUCGAGGGGUUCCAGCGCAGGACGCCGCCGCGCUUCCACUCACGGCCUGCCGGUGACCGUCCGUCGGGCUCUGCGGACCCCGCCCCCUCUCACGUGACCAUCGGCCGCACCCCGCCGCUGAUGACCCGUGCGCGGUCCCGCUCCACCAACAACAUCCCCAGCCGCGAGCAGCAGGAGCUGGCAGAACUCGAGGAGGCCAGACAGCACCAGGUCCGCGCCCGUCCGGUGAACCGGCGCGUUCUGGAGCAGAAGGUCGGAGUGCCCGCCAAGCAGGCUCGGCCGACCACCGCCGUCGAGCCCUUCCACCUGACGCAGCCGGCUCCGAGGACCCAGUCGGCCGCGGACGAGACGGCGGGCUCUGCAGUGUCCGAGUUCCGCGCCCAGCCGGCGCCGCGCGCCAUCCUCAGCGCGCCGCAGGGGGUGCCCGCUCGCCAGGCGGCGCCGGCCACCAAGCCGCAGUCGCCGGCGCUGCAGCUCAAACAGCGCAUGGCAGAGCGCAGGAAGGAGGUGCAGGUAAAUAAGGAGAAGGAGCAGCAGCAGUCGGGAGGGGUGGUGCGCGCCAACCCCAUCCCGGACGCGGGCGUUCCGUUCCGGCCGAAUGUGGAGCACCGCACCACCCGUCCGGCGCCCUUCAGCUUCGAGGAGCGCGACAAGCAGCGCCAGGCAGAGAAGGAGAGGAAAAUUCAGGAGGUGCUGGAGGAGGAGCGUCGUCAGCGCGAGUUCCGCGCGCAGCUACUGCCGCCGUCCUCCCCGCGCGGCGUGCCCCAGCGUCGCACGCCGACCACCACCCGUCCGGAGCCGUUCCAGCUGCCGGGUGACCAGCAGGCGGCCGCCGCCGCCGCGCGGCGCCAGAAAAAGCUGGAGGAGGAGGCGGCGGCCGCCCGUGCCGCGGCCGAGUUCCACGCUCAGCCGUGCACUGUGACGCGCCGCGACCCGUACCAGCCGCAGCGCUCGGCUCGCGGACCGACCGCGCCGCGCACUCCCCUGCUGCACACGGACCAGCGCUCAGCGCGCCGACAGAGCUUCGAGGAGCGCCAGAAACAGCGCGAGGCAGAGCUGCUGGCCGCCCAGCAGGAGGCGGAGCGGCAGCGGCAGCGUGAAGAAGAAGAAGAGGUGGCCCGCCAGCGGCGCGAGGCCGUCCACCACGCGCAGCCGAUCCGCCGCUACCGUCCUGUACACGUGCAGCCGUCGGACGCACCGCUCACGGCGCCACGCACCCCGAACUGGGCUCGCAACUCGUCCCGCGCCAGCAGCUACCGCGAUCAGUGAGGUGGCCCUGGCGGCGGCGGCGGCGGCGGGCGCCGCACCGAGUCUGUAUGAUCGCGCCGAGCCGGGAAGGCCGGAGGCGAUACGUUUUACCGUAGUGUAAUAAAAUUUUCUUUCAUUAAAUGCAAUAAAAACAUGGGUUCUCGAGUCUAUGUUAAUCAAAGGUUCGAUCAAAAUGGGUCAUGUUUUAGGGACGUUGUCAAAAUACCAUACACUUAGUAGCCGGUGGUCUUAUGAUGUCCUCUGUUUUUGAAUAUUUUCCUACCGGUUCUGUCACAUUGCAUUCAGUAAGCGACCAUACAUGCAAUAAAAACAGUGGGUUCUCGAGAGAAACGUUAGGGAGUAGAGUGAAUGCUGAUACGAUGUUCAACAUGUUGGAGCUCACUUAGAUCGCGUAGGACUUCAUCGGGCUGUGGCACAUCGAUGUCCUCUGAUUUUGUGUGUACCAAGGCAUUCUGUAAGAAACUGGGAUUAUUUACCUUCAUUUAAUGGAAUAAAAAACGUGGGUUUUCA